Messenger RNA from Cladocopium goreaui, 879 nucleotides. The record is from the annotation of a GenBank genome assembly. NCBI's taxonomy places the organism in Eukaryota, Dinophyceae, Suessiales, Symbiodiniaceae.
AUGGGCACUCCUCCCGAGUCGGAUUUCGGAACUGAGGGCAUUGGCAACGACAUCGCCAAGGGUUUACCUUCAGUCUGCGACAUUGAUGUUGAAGUGACGGAGGUCCGCUGGUCGGACUGCUGGGGCGAUGCCGUGAUCGGUGAUGGGGUGGCCACUGGUGAGUUGCAUGGUUGCAUGACCUACACGCACACCUUUGGCGCCCGCAACCGUUUCUGCGAGUUCAGCGCACCCAUCUUGAUGGACAACAAGCCGGCAGGCAUUCUGGUGCGUUUGGAUGCAAAUGGCAAGCCCGAAGUCGAUGGCAAUUCCGACCUCUCAGGUUUGAAGGUGGUAGAUGUGGUGGGCUGGGCUCCCACUGCCGACACCUUAGCCUUGGCGGAGAACAAGUGCACGAAGCAACGCUUCACCGGCUUCACCAUGGUGAAGCCGACGGUGGACACAGGGAAUGCAAACAACGACGCCCUGAAGACCUUGCUGGACGGAGGUGCGGACGCCAUGUGGGUCUACGCCGACCAGGUGAAAAGCUACCAAUGCGGCCCAGGUGUCUCUCCCAACUGGGACUGCGACAUGUGGGCACUCUUCGGCACCAAGUUUGCUUAUGUCCAGACAGGCUUGUUCGGCCAUGCGAAAGCAGGCACAACCUUGGCCCUUUCAAAGAAAGGCUCUGGGUUGGCAGAGAUUCUGAACCCCUGCAUUGAGAAGUUCUUAAAGACCCAGGCAUACUACGAUAUUUGCAAGAAGCACGGUUUUGAAGACAGCUGCUUCCCCAACGAGUUCUUCCCCAGCAGCAACGCCGCAACCUUGACCUGGGAGCUGCCAACGGAUCAGCUGACCACCACCUGCGCGGAUGGAUAUUGUCCCUGCCCAGCAGUGGUAUAG